AUGAAAGUAGUUACUGUCAAUUUUAUGACCUGUGCUGUCAAGGGUUGCAAAGCAUCACCGGCAUCCUUUCCACUUCAUUUCCAUGAUGCCGAACUUGAACUCCAGGAGCUAGAUUUCCAGGCAGAAUUCAUACAGAACAUUGUUCCUAGGCUUGAUUGGAAUGGACUGCAGGUAACUGCCAAUGAGCUUGGUUUCCCUAAGAUUCCAGACACAAAGCCAGAUGGUGACGCUUUGAAUGAUGAGCAGACCCUAAGGGACCUGCACAGACUACUUCUGGAGACCCAGGUCAUGGAAGGGAAAUUGAAAUGUGGGAACUGUGGACAUGAGUAUAUGAUCAAGGAAGGAAUUGCAAAUUUUCUUCUCCCCAGUCAUUUGGUUUGA
This is a messenger RNA of Aspergillus chevalieri, 381 nucleotides long. Its product is annotated as RNA methylation protein TRM112. Lineage: Eukaryota; Fungi; Ascomycota; Eurotiomycetes; Eurotiales; Aspergillaceae. Gene Ontology annotation, biological process: tRNA methylation; peptidyl-glutamine methylation; rRNA (guanine-N7)-methylation. The transcript is spliced from 3 exons. The record is from RefSeq and is a predicted model, not a curated record. Bases 1 to 381 code for a protein of 126 amino acids. Gene Ontology annotation, molecular function: protein heterodimerization activity.